GCGUAUAAAGACAAAUAAGUUGCAUAGGUGUAGUCUUUAGUUAAUGAUACCCACUUUGUUUGUUUUUUUGUACGUUUAAAUGUGUUCUUAUUCAAGACACUCAUUUGCAGCUUGUCAUGGAAGUAAAACUUUUACUGGCUUGUUUUGUUAUGUUUCUGUUGUGGGAUGGUGCCCAGUCUCGAUCUGAAGGACGAGAGUUUGCCACUGUGUUCAUGCAAAACUAUGUUUCCCCUUUGAACCAGUCACUUUUUCAGCUUUAUAUCACCUCUGUGAAUUCUAAUUGUCAAGUCAAAGUCCGCGUGCCCAGUCUCAGUUUUACCCAGGGGGUGCAACUGACUGCAGGUCAGGGCUUCACUGUGACCCUCCCCGUACAGGUCGAGCUGUAUGGCACCAGGAGGUCCCCCAAAACUGUCCUCAUUCAGGCAUCUGAUGACAUAACGGUUUUCUCACUCAACUCAAAAGAACACACGGCAGACACAUCCCUGGUCUACCCCUUGAGUGAAUGGGGUACUGAAUAUUUUGUGUUCACCCCCACCAACUCCCCUCCAUCCAUGCUGAAGGAGUUUGUGCUUGUCAACAGUAAAAAGCAGAACACUGUGGAAGUGUUCCUUAAAGCGGCGGUCCGGUUCGAAGGUCACUCAUACGGUGUCGGCAGUAAACUAGUUGUAGUCCUGGACCCUUUCGAAAAUGCACAAAUUCAAAGCCAAGGAGACCUCACAGGAACCAGCGUAUCCUCAAAACUUCCCAUUGCCGUGUACUCGGGCCACAUGUGCACGUGGCGCUUUUCUAAGUGCAAUCACGUUUAUGAGCAACUCCUGCCGGUCCAAAGCUGGGGAACUCACUUCCCGGUUGCUCCAUUUAGCAUUCAGAGCCAGUUCGACAGCAUCUAUAUCCAAGCAUCACAGUCAACAAAUAUAACCGUUCAAUUUGGCCGUACUACAUUAACUGCCGUUCUUCAGCGUGGGCGCAUUGUAGAGUACAAAAUCCAGUCUCCAAAUGGCCUUAAUGUCAUUGCUGACAAUGGAAUCCAAGUGUUUUUUCUGUUUAAUGGUGUGCGAACAUCCCGUGGUGUCAUAUAUGACCCAUUUCUUAUGAAUCUUCUGCCCAACAACCGUUUUUGUUCCUCGUACGCACUUGACGGGAUAGCUGCUGGAUUUGACAACCGAGCUCUCCUGAUUGUUCCUACUAAUGAAAAAAUGGGGAUUAUUUUGUCUUUUCCCGGGAGUGUUCAAUGGAGGGUUAUCAAUGGCAGCGACUACUCCUGGACUGAACUGGUUUACCCAGCUGAUGCAUACAGACACGAAGUAAGCCAUCCAAACGCUUCCUUUGUGGUGUACAGUGUGGGUGUAAUGCAAGUGAAUGGAUAUGGAGCUCCAGCCCAAUGCACCGAUCAAGAUGUGCCAACACCUAACACUUGCUUCAACAUCAUCUGUAGUGAGGAUGAGGAGUGCCAGAUGAAGGGUCCCUACCCCACCUGUGUGAAGAAGCCAAACGGAAUCUGUUGGGCAAUGGGCGACCCUCACUACUGCACAUUUGACCAGCGUUACUUUGACUUCAUGGGCACUUGCACAUAUGUUGUCACCAGGAACUUGCAGGAAAAUGACAGUCUUCCAGCUUUUGAGGUCCUGGCUAAGAAUGAAAACCGUGGUGACACAAGAGUCUCUUACGUGGCACAUGUAAUUGUGAAUUUUGGUGGUAUCAUCAUCAGCAUUGAGAGUUGUCAGCCUGGGAAAGUCAAGAUUGACCGGAGUGUGUGGAGCCUUCCUGUGGUUCUUGAUGAUGUUGGGGUGUCCAUGUUCCAGUCCGGCAGCUUCAUCACCAUCCUGUUUUCUUUUGGGCUGAGUGUGCAGUAUGACUGGGACCACUAUCUCAUGGUCUCCCUGCCCACUGUCUUCAUGGACCAGGUCUCUGGACUCUGUGGCAACUUCAAUGGUGAUCCUAAGGAUGAUUUCACUAUGCCUUCGAACACCCAGGCUGACAGUGCAACAGAAUUUGGCCGGAGUUGGAAAGUUCAUAACUUAACAUUGGAUGAGGGCUGUAGCAAUGAUGGUUGGAACCUUGGAUGUGAUGCUGAAUCACUUAAGCAAUGGCAGGGUGAAAAGUACUGUGGACUCUUAAUAAUGGCACCAUUCAGUCAGUGUCAUUCUGUUAUUGAGCCACGUAUUUACAUCCAGAACUGCAUGUAUGAUGUUUGUAUGACAGAAGGGCAGAGAAGCUACUUAUGUAAGGUGUUCGAGGUCUAUGCAAGUGCAUGUCAACAUGUUGGGAUACAGCUAACCAACUGGAGAGAAGCAGCCAAUUGUUCUUACAGAUGCCCAGAGAACAGCCAUUAUGAGUUUUGUGGUAGCGCUUGCCCUUUGACCUGCAUGGGCCUCGGGUCUCCUGUGAACUGCACAUUACCCUGUGUCGAAACAUGCGCUUGUGACCCAGGUUUUGUUCUGAGUGGAUCUAAAUGUGUACCUUCAGCCCAAUGUGGCUGUUCCUACAAUGGACACUACAUUCCCGCUGGUGAGACUUUCUGGGCGGAUGAUGCUUGUCAGCGGCUUUGUCGUUGCUCCAAGGAGGGUGGACAUCUAGAAUGCCAGGAUGGAGGCUGUGGGACAAGACAGCACUGCCAGGUGGAGAAUGGCAUUAGGGAUUGUUAUCCCGUCUCUCAAAGCACCUGUAUGGCACUGGGCGACCCCCACUACUACACCUUUGACGGGAAUCAUUUCGACUUCCAGGGUAACUGUGUGUAUCAGUUGGUUGGGCUUAAUGUCUCCGAUCCUGGACUGGUGCCCUUUGAUGUGCUGGUGCAAAAUGACUUCCGGGGAAGCAAAGUGGUGUCAUUCACUAAAUUACUGGAGAUCAGAGUGUACAAUACCACCAUUGUCAUUGAUAGAGAAUACAGUAGUUUUGUUACCGUCAAUGGUGAGCUGUUGAACCUUCCCCUCAAUCUUUUUGAAGGUCAGAUUUCUGUUUUCAGAAGUGGCUGGUCUGCUGUCGUUCAAACCUCUUUUGGUCUCAAAGUCACGUUUGAUUGGAACAGCUUUGCAACCGUCACCGUCCCCAGCACCUACAUGGGUGCCAUCUGUGGCCUCUGUGGGAACUACAAUGGAAAUCCAGAAGAUGAUCUGACUGUCAGAGGAACGGCAUUACCUGCUUCAGGAUCGUUGGAGUUUGGUGCCAGCUGGAGUGUAGCCGAGAUCCCAGACUGUGUCCAUGGCUGCACAGAGAGUUGUCCGGAUUGUGACCCGACCAGAAGGAGUGUCUAUGAGACGUCUGAUUUCUGUGGGGUGCUGCGUGACCCAGAGGGGCCUUUCAAGGACUGUCAAACUGUGCUGAACCCUGCUCAGGUUUUUGAGGAUUGCGUUUAUGAUGUCUGUUUGUAUAAUGGAAGGAGAGAUCUAUUAUGCCAGGCCAUAACGGCAUAUGUAUAUGCCUGUCAGGCAAUGGGAAGGACCAUCAGCCCCUGGAGAACUGCUGAAUUUUGUGGUGUUCAGUGUCCUGUCCACAGCCACUAUGAGCUCUGUGGCUCUGGUUGUGAAGUCACCUGUCAUAGUUUGGCUCCUCCCACUGGCUGUCGUAGCCCCUGUAUGGAGGGCUGUGUGUGUGACGAGAGCUACAUCAGGAGUGGGGACCGCUGCGUCCCCUUCUCUCAGUGUGGGUGUCUCUAUGGCAACCGCUACUACUUGCUUUACCAACAGUUCUAUCCUGACAGUAACUGUGAGCAGGUGUGCACUUGUUUACCAGAUGGCCAGGUGGUCUGUAAUAAAUUGUCUUGUGGCCCCUAUGAGAAGUGUGAGUUGAUGGACGGCGUUCGCAGAUGCCAGCCAAUUGGGCAGGCCAUUUGUGAAGCUUCUGGAGACCCACACUAUGUGUCCUUUGAUGGGAUGCGCUUUGAUUUUCAAGGCACCUGUACCUACAUUCUGUCCCAAACCUUUGGCCUGGAAUGGACCAACCUGACCCCUUUCUCCAUCCAGGUGGAGAAUGAGAGAUGGUGGCCCAAUAGUUAUCAAAAAGUCUCGGUUACCAAGCAAGUGGCUUUAACAGUCUACGGCAGCACCAUCAUCUUAAGGCAAAACGAGCCCCAGAUCUUGAUCAAUGGGGUUCUGACUAAUCUUCCAUACAGUUCAAACAGUUUAAAUGGCUCCUUGGUCCAGGCCUAUAAGGACGGUGUUAACUAUGUCAUCAAGACUGGCUUUGGUCUCAAAGUAACCUAUGACCUGUCUUACUAUGUCACUGUUACCAUCCCCGGCAACUACCGCCGCAAAACCGGUGGACUCUGCGGCAACUUUGACGGAGACCCUUCCAAUGACUUCAGGCUGCCAGACGGCAAUGUUACACAGGAUGUGAAUAUAUUCAGGAGAGCCUGGAAAGUGCAUGUCCCCGGAGUGGUGUGUGAGGAAGGAUGUGAAGGCGACGCAUGUCUGGACUGUAAUCCUCGACUGAAAGCCGUCUUUGAGAAGCCUCCCUACUGCGGAGUUCUGGUUGACCCUAACGGGCCGUUUGCCGCCUGUCAUACUGUGGUGAACAGUUCUGCUUAUCUGAAUGAUUGUGUCUUUGAUGCUUGUGCUUCUGACGGCAACAGCAAGGUGGUUUGUGACAGUCUGGCGAGAUAUGCUUUUAGUUGCCACACAGCUGGGGUCGGUAUCCAAAACUGGAGGACAGACUCUUUUUGCCCAAUGUCAUGUCCCGCUCACAGUCAUUAUGAGCUGUGCUCAGACGUCUGCUCUGCUGCCUGCCCUGGUCUGACUGCUAUAGUCCAGUGUUCCAAAACCUGCGCAGAGGGCUGCACUUGUGAUAAUGGUUAUCUUUUUGAUGGCCAGCAAUGCGUUGAACACCAGCAGUGUGGGUGCUAUGAUCAGGGACACACGUAUAAGGCUGGAGAGGUGGUUUACCUGGGCAACUAUAAGCAAAUGUGUCGGUGUGAUCCUGGGAAGGGACUUACCUGUGAUGAUCCUUGUCGAGACCUCCACUGUCGUGAGAAAGAGACAUGCCGCUUUGAACGUGGCAAGGCUGUGUGUGUGCCCCUGUACAGCAGCAUGGGGUGCUUGGCAUGGGGUGAUCCACACUACCACACCUUUGAUGGCUACAAAUAUGACUUCCAGGGCACCUGCAGAUAUGUCUUGUCUAAGACCUUUGGGAAUCUGAGUGGACUGGUGCCCUUCUCAGUAACACAGAGCAAUGAAAACCGUGGCAACCCUGAUGUGUCUUAUGUGCGAGAGGUGGAAGUUACUGUAUAUGGCCAAACUCUAACCUUAGUGAAGCACCAGAUGGGACAGAUCAUGGUGGAUGGUUUACGGUUUUAUCUUCCAUUUGAACUUCAUGAUGGCCGUGUGAGGGUGCGACAGAGUGGCAAUGCUGCUCUGUUGGAAACCGACUUUGGUCUGCGUGUCUCUUUCAACUGGAACUCAAGGGUUCACCUGCAUCUGCCCAGCAGUUACUAUGGAGUUGUGUGUGGCCUGUGUGGAAAUUUCAACGGUAAUGGUGAAGAUGAGCAAAGAGACCCUUCUGGAAACCUUCUGCCAAGUCUGUACCAGUGGGCAAAGAGCUGGAGAGCAGAAGACCAUGUCACAUCUUCAUGUCACGAUGGCUGUGAGACCGAUUGCCCAAUUUGCUCUCGUGACCUACAUGCCCUCUAUGAAACGGACGCUUUCUGUGGUGUCCUGACAUCAACAGGCCAGAGUGUCUUUAGUGCAUGUCAUGUUAAAGUGAACCCACAGGCGUUCCAGCAAAGCUGUGUGUAUGAUCUGUGCUUCAAUAACGGAGACCGACGACUUCUCUGUCAGGCUCUGGAGACUUAUGUCGAUCUGUGUCAUCAAGAGGGUGUCGUCAUUACAGAUUGGAGAGGGAUAUUCAAUUGCUCUAUGAGCUGCCUGCCCAACAGUCAUUAUGAGGCCUGUGCGCCUCAGUGUCCAGCGACGUGUCCGUACCCAAAUCAGCAGCUAAAUUGCACAGAUACCUGUGUGGAAUCCUGUGUGUGUGACAGCGGAUUUGUCCUCAGCGCUGGCACUUGUGUGCCCACCAAUCAAUGUGGCUGCUUCUAUGAAAGCGCUUACUACCAACAAGGCCAAACUUUCUGGGCUGAUGAAAAGUGUCAUCAGCUUUGCAAAUGUGACCAAAGUUUGGCUGUUGUGUGUCAUGAAUCGUCUUGUGCCCCUGAUGAGAGCUGCUUGGUCAUUAAUGGAAGUCGUGGCUGUCAUGCAAUGAGUGCCGCCGUAUGUGUAGCGGCAGGAGACCCACAUUACAGCACAUUCGACGGACUCCAUUUUGACUUCCAGGGCACAUGUGUGAAUCAGUUGGCAGCCCUAUGCAUUGAUAAAGAUGGUCUGGUACCUUUUAAUGUGACCAUUCAGAAUGAUCAUCGUUGGAGCAGCGCAGUGAGCUUCACCAAGAUGGUCAAUGUGACUGUGAAUGGGUUCACCAUCACAUUGACCAGCGAACAUCCGUAUCAAUUACUGUUUGAUGGCCAGUUAGCAGAGCUUCCUCUUUUGAUGCAAGAUGUGUUUGUAGUUGUCCGGAGUGGUAACAUUGCUGUUGUGAAGACAAACUUUGGUCUCCAGGUGACCUUUGACUGGUCCAAUGUGGUGAGCGUCACUUUGCCUAAGAAUUACAGUGGUGCAGUCUGUGGACUCUGUGGAAACUUCAACGGUGUUGCUCAGGAUGACCUUGCAAUGCACAAUGGUAUGAUGGCACCCAAUGCCAGUAGUCUGGGACAGAGCUGGCAGGUUGCUGCAACACCUGGCUGUUCCUCCGCUGGUUGUGUUGGUGCUGGAUGCUCAACCUGCACUGCGACCCAGAGGGAGAACGCCCAGCGCUACUGUGAGAUCAUCACAAACCGGACAGGGCCUUUCAGAGAAUGUCAUGCUCAGAUUGAUCCCAGAUCUUACCUAGAGGAUUGCAUAUUCGACACCUGCCACUUCCAAGGACAUCAGGCUGUGUUAUGUGACGCAGUGGCAGCCUAUGCAUCUGCUUGUCAGAGUCAAAAUGUCACGGUUUACCCGUGGAGAAAUGCUACAUUCUGCCCUCCAUCCUGCCCACCCAACAGCCACUACAACCCCUGUGCUCCAGGCUGUACCGAGACCUGCGUUAAUCUCUCGGUGCACAACUGCAGCAGACCCUGUGCUGAGGCUUGCCAGUGUGAUCGGGGUUACAUUUUGAGCGGCCAAACCUGUGUGCCACAAGCAGAAUGUGGCUGCUUCUAUCGGGGACGCUAUUAUAACAAACACCAGAUGUUUUACACCCAUGAGCAAUGCUUGGAGCGCUGCGUGUGUGGGCGAAAUGGAACGGUUUCCUGCCAGAAAUCAAGUUGUGCUCCAGGAGAAGCUUGCAGGGUGGUGGAUGGAGUAUUGGGAUGCCACCCUGUCAGUUAUGGAAGAUGUGUGGCGACUGGUGACCCUCACUAUUUUUCUUUUGAUGGCAGAAUUUUUGACUUUCAAGGCACAAGUGUUUAUACACUCGCUAAGGUGUUUGAUCAGGGCAAAGGAUGGCUGGUGAAUUUUUCUGUGCACUCCAAGAAUGAGCAGAUUGGAAACCGAGGGGUUUCUCUCAUCGAGACCUUGACUGUGACUGUUUACAACCUGGCAAUCCGCAUCAAACGAGGUGAACGCUGGAAAGCCAUCGUGAACAAUGAAAUUGUCACCCUCCCUUCAUCUUUUGGCCAUCAAGUCACCAUUAACCGGGUUGGUCAAAGUGUCCAAGUGCAAACCGAUUUUGGCUUGAGAGUUCUGUAUGACGCCAGUUACCACGCAGAAGUCCAUGUACCCUCAAACUAUCAAGGCCACAUGUGUGGACUGUGUGGAAACUACAAUGGCAACCCAGCAGAUGACUUCUUGUUGCCCAAUGGCACACAAAGCACCAGUGUCAAUGCAUUCGGACAGGCGUGGGCAUUGCCAGGAACUGGUGUUCAGAGCGGAGGUGCAAGUUCCCCGCAGCAGUGCGAUCAGACCAAAGCUGAGAGUUACCGCAGAGGUGAUGCCUGUGGCCUUAUGGCAGCUGUCACUGGUCCGUUCAGUGCCUGUCAUGAUCAAGUGAAUCCUGAGCAACAUGUGAUUAACUGUGUAUUUGACAUGUGUGUCAUGGAUGGAGACAGAGCGAUGCUGUGUGAAAAUCUUCAGGCUUAUGCCAUUAUCUGCCAACAAGCCGGGAUACAAAUCAUGCCAUGGAGAAAUGGUUCAUUCUGUUCGGUGGACUGUCCAGCUAACGGUCACUAUUCACAGUGCUCUAAUAACUGUGCCAAUACCUGUGCCAGCCUCAGCAGGACCAUUAACAACUGCCCAGAUAUUUGCAUGGAAGGCUGUCAGUGUGAUGAAGGUUUGCUCUCAGAUGGUGACGCGUGUGUACCUGUGGGAGACUGUGGAUGUGUCCAUAAUGGCAAAUACCUAAAGGUUGGUGAAGUCUUAAUGACUUACACCUGCAACAUGAAGUGUGUGUGUCGUGCCACUGGGCUGCUUGAGUGUGUGAGCCAAACCUGUGCCAGAGGAGAGAUCUGUGAAGUUCGGGAUGGUCAGCGAGAUUGUUACACUGAUCAAGGCCACUGUGUAUUUGAUGCCAAUGACCAGUUGCAGUCCUUUGAUGGUGUGAAGGGGAUGGUGGAGCGGCCGGGAGCCUUUCAAAUGGCUUUCUUAUGUGAUCAAGAGUCUCCUGACUGGUUCCGUGUGGUGUUAGAUGUACAUGCAUGUGCUAGGAAUGGUUCCGGUAAUGUGACAAUGGUCCACAUCUUCUUCCAGGACAUGAUCAUCACAGUCAACAAUUACAGGCAUAGCUGGGUGAAUGGAAAGAAGGUCUCCUAUCCCAUCAUGCCUAAAGAGGGGGUGUCAGUCUCAUACACAAAUGAGGCUGUGAUCAUUGAGAAAAUGUCUGCCAUGAGACUGACUUACAUUCACACUGAAGGGAUUGUGCUAUCCAUUAGCAGAGACCUGACAGACAAAGUUUGUGGUGCUUGUGGCAACUUUAAUGGAGUCACUGCAGAUGAUAUGACAACUUCUGAUGGAAGAAACUCCACUAUGAUGUCUGUGGUUAUAUCAUCCUGGCCGGCUCAAGACUUCUUUACAUGUGUGUAACAAACCUGGAAAGACUUCGCUCACACAGAUUUCCAUCUAAUAUAGGAGUUGUAAAUUUGUAUGUAUUGGGUUUAGAAUGAUGCUUUGGUGUAAACUCAAUGCUUUUAGUCUGAUCUUGUUACUGCAUUUUUACGAAUUGAAAUUGUGCACAUUAAAAUACACUUCUGAAAUCUUUCUCC
Molecule: messenger RNA, 9223 nt
Organism: Sinocyclocheilus grahami
Lineage: Eukaryota; Metazoa; Chordata; Actinopteri; Cypriniformes; Cyprinidae
Product: IgGFc-binding protein-like
Exons: 23
Coding region: 117-9044 (2975 amino acids)
Cellular component (GO): extracellular matrix
Molecular function (GO): protein binding
Source: RefSeq, a predicted model, not a curated record